AUGGACGUCGGCGACGACAAAAGACUCGCUACCAUGGACGUCCUUUCCCUGAUUUCCUCACCGUCUUAUGCACCAACCACACUUCGCCACCUCCCUCAACCUGUUCCCAAUCACCUACCGCCAGGGGUUGAUGGCUCUAUUUUCACAUUUGAAGAUGCCUUUGAAGAUCUACUCGCUGUCUCAAAAGGCCAAAAGCUUCCCGACAUCACAACUCGCUACGAGCAAAGGCGGCUGCUCCGCGAUAUGUUCCCGUCUGGAGAACCCACCUGGUUUUGGCUGCGACGCCUUGAAGCCCAGGGCUUAGUUCAGGUUCCCAGUCGUGCUCAUUUCUUCGGGGCACACCAUCCAGAUUGGUCAAGCUUUCACAAAGAGCUCGACCGGCAUGCGGCUGAUGCCUGGCGUAGCCUCAGCAAGGGCCAUGGUCAUGACGCCUGUGGUUCCGGAGACUUCUUUGAAGAGAUAGGCAAAGCUUUCAAACAGCUUGAGCGAGGCUUUUCGGGCCGUGGCAAUCGAAACUCCGAUGCGAAUUGCUGGGAAAGGAAGGAGCUGGAUAGAGGGCCAGAUACAUUUGAGGAGCUCUUUUCGGAGAUAUCCUCAAAAUUCAAGGAGAGCGCCUCAUCGUGGGACACAUUCGUCAAGAACAUAUCGGUAUACUCCAAGCCCAAGUCUCAACAGGGGAAGCCCGAGGCACAGGUUGACGGCCACGAAAAGGGAAAGGUCGUGACAGACGAAAAUGAGUAUGUGGAUCGGUUUGGCUACUUGCACAAAACCGUCACCCGCAAAACGUUGGAUGCGGAUGGAAACGAGGUUGGCAGUGAAACCUAUGUUAUCGUUCGCCCAGCGGAUAAGCACCUGGAUAAUGAAAACAACCCUAAAAUUGGAGGCAACGAACCUCUUGAAAUUGGAACUGACACCAAGAAAUCAAGCUGGUUUUGGAAGUAA
This is a messenger RNA of Metarhizium album ARSEF 1941, 942 nucleotides long. RefSeq lists its product as uncharacterized. The record is from RefSeq and is a predicted model, not a curated record. The transcript has a single exon. NCBI's taxonomy places the organism in Eukaryota, Fungi, Ascomycota, Sordariomycetes, Hypocreales, Clavicipitaceae. The coding region runs from base 1 to 942 and encodes 313 amino acids.